Salvelinus sp. IW2-2015 is the source of this 2729-nucleotide messenger RNA. The record is from RefSeq and is a predicted model, not a curated record. NCBI's taxonomy places the organism in Eukaryota, Metazoa, Chordata, Actinopteri, Salmoniformes, Salmonidae.
UCCUGUCUCUAUCCGGUUAAACAGCUGGGUCUCUGCACGGAGAGAGACAAACGUGAUUCUGCUCUGCUGUGUGUGUGACAGAGGCGACAUGGCUAGGAUAAAAAAUAUUGGGAUUAUUGCUUUUCUAAUGCCUUCGCUUUAGAAGGCAUUACAUAAGAAAAUAAAAAGGAUGAGAUGAGGCCUACGAAGACGAGACAUCCACAUCGCCACAUGAAAUGAUGAGCGCCAAUUCGACUCAAACACGCAAGGACUGAACACUCGGGAUUGCCAUUUAUGAAGGAGAUGCAGAAUUUCAUUAACAUAUGGAGCUUUUGUUAACGAUUUGUUUUUCGUUGGUUUGUUUUAGCCUAGACUACCAUCGAAAAACUGGCGUUAUGUUUCAUCUCUGGGGAUAAGACGAGAAAGCUGAGCCUUGACCUCAUUCAGACUGCCUUCCAUUGGCUCUGGAGGAGGUGGGCUGAAUCAUCCUGACUCGAGAGGUUCUGUCUAUGCAUUACUYUCGAGAUACGUACAUCAACAAGCUAUGGAGUGGAACCUCUUGCUCAAACGGCUCAAGGUCGAGGUACAUCUAAGGACAUUUGACCAGUAYGGUCUACCAACUCGUGAUUCCUGUUCUUCUCGUUCUGAGAAUUAUUGUAGAUCACAAGAAUCGUUUUGCUGAGAUGAGUAGACAAGGGGGUAUGUUACUGGGAUAGAAUGCUCUGUAUAUGUUUGGAGCCAGCGGCAGGCUGAGAUAAAGAGGGGAUCGAUGGCCAAYCRCCUCUACAGACUGCAGCGUUUCCUCCGGAGGGCCCAGCUGUUCCUGCUCUUCCUGGGUGUGGCCUACAUCAUGGCCGGGAGCGUCCUGCUGCUCCAACGGGCCAGCCUGGUGGUGACCCAACGAGGGGCCACCAGCCCUCCACUGCCCUCCCUGCCCUCCAUGCCAUCACCACCCCGGGCCCUGGAGCUAGGGAUYCCACCCGUGAGGGUAGGAGGCUACGGGAGCAGGAGCUCACGGAUCAUGGCCAGGGGGCAGGGGUACCAGCCUGGGAGCCUGUUGGACAACAGGACUGGAGCACGCUGGCUCAUGUCGAGGAAUCUGGAGAUCCGACACCUGCGGCGGCGCUGGUUCCACAGCCUGAUGACGGAGAAGGAUAUGUCACAGGUGGAGAGGAGCACCCCCAGGAGGAAUGUGCCUCACAAAGGUUCUUACAUAGGCUGCUUUCUGGAUAAUUCCAAGGAGCGGGCUUUAAGGGGGUUUGUAUUUACGGAUUUCCGCAAAAUGACCAGCACCAUGUGCCAGGAUACCUGCUCAGCGAGUGGCUACCAGUUUGCUGGUCUGGAGUAUGGGUCGGAGUGUUACUGUGGCAACCACAUCACCAGCCUGCGUGUGAGAGACAAGGAAUGUAACUUGGACUGUAAAGGGGAGAAAGGCUCAAUGUGUGGCGGUGUUGGGCGRCUGUCAGUGUUCACGGUGGAGGAUGUGCUUCCAGGCCAGAGGAGAUGUGAGUAUCAGGGACCUGUUCCAAUCUUGAGAGCUGGGGAAAAAACCAGGAGAUGUGAGUACAUGGACCUGGUCCAAAUCUUGAGAGCUGGGGAAACAGAAGAUGUGAACAGGAACGUGCGUUACCGCGGCUGCUUCAGGGAGCCUGAAGAACAGCUCCUCUACAUCUCUUGGUCCAAUGUGCUCCAGCUCAACCUCACCUCCCAGUCCUGCAUAGAGGCCUGCAUGAACAAGGGUCUGACCUACCAGACACCUGUCCAAGACUCCAGAUGCACAGAGAAGAAGUUCCUACCAGAGAAGUCCAGUUCAUUGGUAGCGCUCUCCAGCUUCCCAGGAGCAGGCAACACCUGGGUCAGACACCUCAUAGAGUUGGCCACAGGAUACUACACAGGAAGCUACUACUUCGAUGGAACCCUUUACAACAGAGAGUGGCCUGAGUUUGUGAGCAGCUACGCCUCCUGGUGGGCAUCCCACGUACUGGACUGGCUGCGGUUCGGCCAACGGGUCCUAGUGGUCCACUUCGAGGAACUCCAGACAGCGCUGGUGCCCCGGCUACGAUCCAUCGCCUCCUUCCUCAACACCACAGUGACCGAGGACAGACUGCUGUGUGCCGAGAGCAACCAGGAUGGACASUUUAAACGCUCCGGGGCCCGACAGKCCACCUUCGACCCCUUCACACCCGACAUGAGAGGACUGAUAGACGGGCUGAUCCGUGCUGUGGACCAGGCUCUCCGMGACAGAAACCACACAGGCCUUCCACUGGAGUAUCUGCCCAGAUGAUGGACKGCUYAACUCUGAUAACCCUGAUCUCUACCUUGUCCACUACCCUGUCCCUCCUCAGUUUUCACUGCCUUAAAGCUGUGGUGGCACGGAUGGAUGGAUACCRCCAAUCCAACUCAAGAGAAAGCGUUUCAAAUCAGGAAUGUGCCCUGCAAAGGAAACAUAGAGGCUAUUCUCACAAAGCACUUUUUAUGCUUUAGAAGCGCUGGUUUAUUAAAGUGCUGUUUUUCUGUUUUAGAUGUGUUUUGGUUUUUGGGACAUUGCCUUAUUGGAGGUGAACUGAUAAGUGUACCAAACAAUGGAAACAGUUUCCUCUGUUUUAAAUCAACUCUAAAUAAAKWGUACCUCCUAUAAAAACUAUAGGCUACAUCCUGUGGUACAAUCCACUUUUGAGUUUUGUUUUUGUGAUCAAAAUAUAAAAACUCAAUAUAUUGGAUUACAGCAUAAUAAAGUGACAUUUCAAAUA